AGAUCAAUAUGUUGCGUUCAGUUGCUGUGACAAGACUGAUUACCCAACUUGGAUUUUUUGUCUGCGUUGUGCUUGUGAUGUCUACACAUGCAGUCGCCGGACAGAUUAAUCCUCUCAUAUACGACGAGCAGUUGUUAUGGGUUGGUAGAGGAGCUGGACAAGUAAACACCUAUCGGAUCCCUGUGCUCACUUUCACAGCGCGAGGCAGUCUGCUGGCUUUCGCUGAGGCCAGGAAACAAUCCUCCAGUGAUAUAGGAGCCAAAUUUAUCGCCAUGCGUCGCUCUACUGACAGAGGUGCAACCUGGUCCCCUACCUCCUUCAUAGUGGAUGAUGGUUCUUUGGCGGACGGGCUCAAUCUGGGCUCAGUGGUUGUGGAUGAAGAGAAGAAAUCUGUGAUGCUCAUCUAUUCUCUGUGUUUCCACCGCUACCACUGCAGCCCCUCCAGCACCAUGUUAAUAGAGAGCCUGGACGAUGGCCUGAGCUGGAGUGCCCCGCGUAACCUCUCCGUCCAGCUGGGGGUCAAAAGCUUCGCCCCUGGGCCAGGAUUUGGCAUUCAGAAGCGUUACCCUCCAGCCAAGGGGCGUCUGGUGGUGUGUGGUCAUGGCUCCAUCCCUGGCGAUGGGGUUUUCUGUAUCCUUAGUGACGAUCACGGUUCCAGCUGGCACUAUGGCGCUGCGCUGAAGAGCAUUCCUUACAACCAGCCCAAAAAGAGUCUGGACUUUAAUCCAGAUGAAAGUCAGCCAGUGGAGCUGCAGGACGGCAGCAUAGUCAUCAACGUACGUAAUAACAACAACUACCACUGCCGCUGCAGGCUGGUGGUGAGAAGUUUUGACGGAGGCGAGUCCCUGCCCGUAGAAGAGCUGGUCUUUGAUCAAGAGCUGGUGGAUCCUGCUGUCGCAGCUGGUGCCCUGCAGAAGGAGGGAGUGCUCUACUUCACCAACCCAGCCAACUCUCAACAGAGGAUAAAUCUGACUCUUCGGUGGUCUCUGACUGACGGCAGAUCAUGGGAAAAAGAAGCGGUUCAGAUCUGGGCGGGGCCAAGUGGUUACUCCUCCAUGACAUCACUCAAGACUGACUAUCCUGAAGAUAAGAAGUACAUCUACGUCAUUUAUGAAAAAGGUCAUAAAAACUACUGCGAGACCAUAUCAUUUGCCAAAAUCCACCUCUUCGGUGGCCAGUAGAG
Chanos chanos (milkfish) is the source of this 1183-nucleotide messenger RNA. Its product is annotated as sialidase-1-like. Gene Ontology annotation, biological process: oligosaccharide catabolic process; ganglioside catabolic process. Gene Ontology annotation, molecular function: exo-alpha-sialidase activity. Gene Ontology annotation, cellular component: intracellular membrane-bounded organelle; cytoplasm; membrane. NCBI's taxonomy places the organism in Eukaryota, Metazoa, Chordata, Actinopteri, Gonorynchiformes, Chanidae. The record is from RefSeq and is a predicted model, not a curated record. Bases 9 to 1181 code for a protein of 390 amino acids. The transcript has 6 exons.